AUGGAUUUCGUAUCUUGGUCCUCUACGUUACUCAAGUUGAAUGGUUACGAAGGAGCACAAAAUCAACAACAACGUCAGCAGCAAGCAGGACUUUUAUCCUCUUCCUGGCCAUGGAUAUCGGACCCAACUAACGCUACACGCCCAGCAUUGUUACUCUUGGAUCUCGCCGUUUUGGAAGCUGCCGCUGCCAAUCAUUUUUGGCAUCCAACAUCAGCAAGUUCUUUGGCCAUGGCAAAUUUUAUGUCAUCAAGAAUUAUGGAUAAGCAGCAUCAACUGUCCUUUGGCAUUGAUCGUAUUCUCGGCAAUCAAAUUGGAGUCGAUCGCUCAAUCACUCAGUCUGUCGCACAAAUACAGGAAAUCACGGUCGUUGAGAAGCAAGUGAGAGAAAUUCGACAAGGGCAAAUCCAACAACAAGACUCGAUUGACCAGCAACAAACGGGCAGCAAUAACAGUCGGCGAAAGCGGUCUUGGUCGCGUGCUGUCUUCUCCAAUUUACAGCGGAAGGGGCUUGAAAAACGUUUUCAACUUCAGAAAUACAUCACUAAACCAGAUCGCCGACAGCUGGCAGCUGCCCUCCAGCUCACCGAUGCACAAGUAAAAGUCUGGUUCCAGAAUCGAAGAAUGAAAUGGCGUCACAAUAAAGAACCCCACCUUACAAAUGAAAUGUCAUGCAACAGUCCUCUAGAGCACUGCACAGACGUUGCUGAAAACCUCAGUUGUGUGGACGAUGGCGGCAAUACUUCUCAACAUGUCCUUCUCCCUAAAUCACAUCCGACGCGGUUUCAGACAUUUAAAAGGACUUAACAUAAUUGCAAAAAGAGAUAUCAAAAAGAUUCACAUUAAUCUAACUAGCGUAUCUUGUUCGAUUUACUAACUACUCUAUUUUAGCCAAUUUUGUGAAGUAAUAAAUAUUUUUGAAUGGC
Molecule: messenger RNA, 923 nt
Organism: Daphnia magna
Lineage: Eukaryota; Metazoa; Arthropoda; Branchiopoda; Diplostraca; Daphniidae
Product: homeobox protein ceh-12
Exons: 4
Coding region: 1-804 (267 amino acids)
Biological process (GO): regulation of DNA-templated transcription
Molecular function (GO): sequence-specific DNA binding; DNA-binding transcription factor activity, RNA polymerase II-specific
Source: RefSeq, a predicted model, not a curated record